AUGUCCGAAGCCAUGAGACGUCUACGCGAGCCCUCCACUUCUUAUGAUGUCUUGCGAGACUUCGGUGCCUCCUAUGCCACCUAUCCAAAGCGGGUAUCAGCUGUCUACUUUGAACGAUUAGCAAACGCACUCAAUCAGACGGCCACUCAACUACAGGAAGGCGAUCAUCAAGGAGUAGAAAAAGCUCCAAGCCGGAAGCAGAGCAUAAACUCCAGCGAGAAGGACAAAUCAUUGAAGUCGUUGGCAGAUGCUGACAAGUCACCUGCGGAAGAGGAACAGUUGCCUGUAUCGGCGUCAUUCUCCUCGUUCUCGACGCCAAAACAUCGAAUACACUCGAGGGGUAGUCUAUCGUGUAUGGAUUCAAUGCGAGAACAUAGCGACUGUCUAGGUCAUCUUUAUUCUCUUAUAUGGGACAGUAAGGCUGAACAUCACGGCCCCAAUGAUGUCUGUCCGAUCACCGCCGAGGCCUGGACGGUACUAUCAGCAUUUCUUGUAAAUCAGGUGAGCAUUAUUUCUGCGGUAAUUCCAACGUUCAUUCCUCGAUGA
Messenger RNA from Cooperia oncophora, 546 nucleotides. Lineage: Eukaryota; Metazoa; Nematoda; Chromadorea; Rhabditida; Trichostrongylidae. The record is from the annotation of a GenBank genome assembly.